This is a messenger RNA of Diospyros lotus (date-plum), 2242 nucleotides long. Its product is annotated as protein PHR1-LIKE 1-like. The transcript is spliced from 8 exons. Bases 63 to 1856 code for a protein of 597 amino acids. Gene Ontology annotation, molecular function: DNA-binding transcription factor activity; DNA binding. The record is from RefSeq and is a predicted model, not a curated record. Lineage: Eukaryota; Viridiplantae; Streptophyta; Magnoliopsida; Ericales; Ebenaceae.
AUUUUGAUGGCUAUAUCAACGGCCAGAAACAGGGGAACAAAAUUGAUUGGAGCAGCUAAUCGAUGUGCCCGAAACAUAUAGACGGCCUCUUUGCUAUCAUCAACGUCGGGAGGGGGAUUGGAAGCCGGAGCAAGAAGGAAUCUUUCCUUCUAUGUGCUUCUGAACGGCACGUGCGUGCAAUUCCUCAUCAGCCGCCACGCUUCCCAAGGUUCAAUCCUAAAAUUUCCUCAAUUUUGUCAUGGGGUUUCUCAUUGUUAGCAUCCCCAGUUUCCGAGCUUGACCUCCAUCCAUCGAUGUUCGUUUCAUGGUUUUUCCUUUAUGUUUUGAUGAUUGGUACUCAUCCUUUGUUGCCAAGUCUCGGUUUCUACUCCGAUUUCGCUCGAAUUAAAUCUGAUUUUGUUUGGAUUGCAACUGGGUUGUGGUUCUCUUUGUGUUAUAUAAGCUUGAGGCAACAAACACAAGCUAUUAGGUUUGUGCUGCUUUGUUCAUUUCGUGAUCCGGCAAAGCAACUGAGCGACACGGGUGCUUCUGGAGCAAUGUCAUCAUCUUUACCAGUCUUCUCAAUGCCUUUGGAGGAGAAGUAUCCCAAAUUACCAGAUAGCUUGCAGGUUUCCUCUGAAAGUCAGCUGAUGGCACAUUCCAUUUCCCCUAGGCCAAUUCCAUUGCCUUCUAGCAGUGAGACAGUUGGGCACUUGUUUUCAUCCACUUCCGGAUUCCCUACAAAUGUUCUUUUCUCUUCAGAUUCACAUCAAGCGGGGCAUCCCCACAAUUCUCUUUUUAUUUCUCAGUCAUCGACUGAUGAAGGAUCCUUUCCACAAUUACAUUCUUUCCAUUCUGAUCUAGAAUCCACACAAUUGAGUAAAUGUCCCAAGGAAAACAGUGAUAUAUCAUGGAGUGCAGAUUCACUGCCAGAUUUUCUUGGGUUUCCAGAUAAUAAUGCACCUGUCCAGAAUAGUCAGAUUGAAAGCAGCACUGGUGGAAUAUCAUCUGAAGAACAUAUUAAGAGAACUGAUUGGCAGGAAUGGGCAGAUCAGUUAAUCAACGUUGAUGAUGCUCUGGACUCGAAUUGGAGUGAUAUCCUGGUUGAUGUCAAUGUUCCAGAUCCUAAACAAAAGGUCAUAGGACUAUCUGCAGAUGUUUCUGCAAACCAGCCUGCAGCUAAUCAUCAUCAUACUGUACCAUCUAAAGAAAAUUUUCCAGUUCCUAGUCCAGGGUCCAGUGCAACCCAGAUAAAGACCCGUAUGCGUUGGACACCUGAACUUCAUGAAGCCUUUGUGGAAGCUGUCAAUAAGCUUGGUGGUAGUGAACGAGCUACUCCAAAGGGUGUCCUGAAGCUGAUGAAUGUUGAAGGCCUGACAAUCUAUCAUGUAAAAAGCCACCUACAGAAAUAUAGAACAGCUAGAUAUAAACCAGAGCUGCCAGAAGAAGAGACUUCAGAGAAAAAGUUGGCUCCUAUUGAUGAGAUCACAUCUCUCGACUUGAAAACAAAUAUGGGGAUUACUGAAACAUUGAGAUUGCAGAUGCAACUUCAAAAACAGCUUCAUGAACAACUUGAGAUUCAGAGAAAUUUGCAAUUGCAAAUUGAAGAACAGGGGAAGUACCUUCAAAUGAUGUUUGAGAAGCAGAAAAAGAUGGAUGAUGGAAAAUCAAAACCGUCAUCUUCCAGCAUAGAUGAACACUCUCCCCCAUUGUCAGGCAUGGUGGUGCAACCUACCCCUGUGGAUAACAAAUUAGAAGCCAUUGGGGAAAUGGGCAAGGAGCAAACAGCAGCUGAAAGCAGUAUAUGCAAGGAUCUUGAUGCAGAUGCCCAGGAAUCUAGUCCUCUUCCACCUACAAAACGUGCCCGAGGAGCUUAAACACCAGUAAUCAUCAGCUAACCUAACCUGGAGCCUUGUUUUUGAAUUUUGUGUCUGCGACUUUGCUCCUCUAUUAAAUGAGUUCCUGGACGAUUAGCCAAAAAAAAAAAAAAAGAAAAGAAAAGAAAAAUGUUCCUAGACAGAUAGUCAGUCUUGCCAAUUGCCAUAUAGUUUGCUGUCAGUGUUGAAAAACAGAAAAAGAUGGGGAGACAACUUUAGCCAAUGCUCUUGGAAGUGGACAUGAUUAGCUUUUCAUUUACCAAAUAAGAACUCUUCAUUUUCUACUGUUGCUUUUGGACAGAAGAGAAGCUUCUUUGUAUAUAUUGUUGUGAAUAAGUAUUCAACAAGUAUUUGCAGAAUUCUGUCACGUUUUGUUCCUUUCUAAA